Molecule: messenger RNA, 884 nt
Organism: Pogonomyrmex barbatus (red harvester ant)
Lineage: Eukaryota; Metazoa; Arthropoda; Insecta; Hymenoptera; Formicidae
Cellular component (GO): lysosomal membrane
Source: RefSeq, a predicted model, not a curated record
ACCAUUUUGGACUCUCUUUCAAUUUGGAUGUGUGACAUUUGUGGACUGCCUAGUAAAACGAACGAGCUUUGUGUUUGACAACUUGGUGCGCAAUGGUUUGGACAAGGAUUUCAUGGGGUUAAUUGUGUGAUUUUUACUCGAUCACAUUAAAGAUCUGCAAAAUCCGCGUUCACUAAUGUAAAAAACAAAAUGUUGAAGUACAUUCUUCCCGUUGGAAUAAUCGUUAUAGCCUGCCUGUCACAACAGGCUGAGGCGCAGUAUGACGACAAAAGAUGCAAAUGUAUCUGCCCGGGUCUCUCUUCCGUCAUAAACACGACGCAGUCAUCCAUGGAGCGUUUGACGCCAUACGUCACAAAUGUUCCACCGUUACAAUGCAAUUGCAAAAGUGUUGUCUUACCGAAACUUGGUGAUCAAAUAAAGGGCAAAGAAGAAGUGGUUUGUUCACGAUGCGACUGCAAAUAUGAAAAUAGAAAUACAACUAUCAUUAAGAUUGUGGUGAUAAUAGUUAUAUGGGUUAUCUCAUUGUUAGUAAUUUAUAUGUUGUUCUUAAUUUGUCUGGAUCCAUUACUUAACAAGAGGAUACACAAGGCUUCGGCAAAUAUUGGUUAUCAUGAGCAUAAUAACGAGGAGGAUGAUGCAUCUCUUGCACCUGGAACAUCUCAUCCAAUGGGAGAGAGGGGCAAUGUUUUGAAUCGCGUUGGACAUCAGCAAGACAAGUGGAAACGACAAGUUCGAGAACAGAGACGAAAUAUUUAUGAUCGUCAUACCAUGUUAAAUUAAAUUGCAUGUUACAUUCUUUAAAUAUGUAAAAUAUUUGAAUACACAGAAUAUUUCUAGUUGCGACGAUAAUUCGGUCAUCUCAAAAUAAAACUUUCGCGAAUAGU